CCAGGAGCCCCUGGGCGAUCGAUCUCCGAAAGGCACCAAGCGAAGCGAGAUCAGCCAGGAUGGGCCCGAGAGCUCCCUGUUGAGCCCUGGCGGAUCAGAGCAGUCGACUUUUGGCGACGGAGCGUCCUGUUGUUCUUCGUCCACCAUGCUCUUCGGUGCUUCAGAGACGGGCUCCGAGUAUGACAUCUCUCCCACGUCCCCGCGCACGGAUGGCGACUUUGAUAUGUUGAAGCCACACACCUUUUGCGCGGCAGAAAGCAUCCAAAGGCCCAAUUCCACGGGCGGCCUGAUGAACAACGAUGCGGUACGGCGCAGUCGCUUCUUGACCACGGAGUUCUCCGGGACGUUAAGCUCUGUCCGGGGAAGUUCUGUUCGGAGUUCUUCAGCCGGUCGAGUGACCUUGCAAGGCUGCAAUGGCUCCGCCAUUCUGGCCAGGAGAAGAAACAUGGCUGGAAAUUGAAGGGCGCAGCGGGGCUUUGUGCUGCUUCCACGCCGUGGGGCCGUGGACCACUGGGGUUGUCCAAUCCUAUGGCUUUCCUGCCUGAAAAUGCUCUGAUAGCCCAGAUUUCAAUGGGUUGGUGGUUUGGAAGAAC
Molecule: messenger RNA, 593 nt
Organism: Cladocopium goreaui
Lineage: Eukaryota; Dinophyceae; Suessiales; Symbiodiniaceae
Source: the annotation of a GenBank genome assembly